UGCAAGAAUAACUCAAUAAAAUUUACGAAGAACAGGUUUAGGCUUCAACGCCCUCCUUCAUACUAUCUUUCUUCAUCUCAUUUGGCUAUUCAUGCUCCGUUUCCCCAGCCUCCUCCGACCUUCUCAUAUCUUCCAACUGCAUAUUCUGGGGAUCAUAAGACUUCAUUUUGUCACUCCGACCUUCUCACCCCUCUGCAGAAGCACAGCGAACCCUAGCAGAGCAACGACAAAACCCCAGGUGAGCAUGAAAUCGGGGUGGAAACUUCUGACGUCGGACUAGAGGAAGCCUAAAAAGUUUUCUUUAAAAUGAGAUAGUCGAAAGACGGGACAAUCUAAACGUUGGGUCUGGCUGAAAAACAGGCCAAAGCCGUUUUGCAGUCCAAAUCACUUGGAAAGUGAUGGAUUGUAUCGAGAUUUUUGGUGUUUUUUCACUGUGGCGGCCGCAUGCCCAAGCUCAGGCAGUUAUAACAGUUGCGUUUAAGCCGUCGAUUGCAAUAAGCUGCCCGAGCACAGGAUCGAGGAGGCGACGGAGGAUUUUCUAUCGAGCUCUAGAGGAGAAAUCCCUUAGCCAGCAGGUAUUCUCGGAGACUUCUUCUAGUAAAUCGGAUGUGGAUUAUCUCGGCCAAAGCACGAAAGGGGAUUUGAAUAUCAGGCAAGAGCAUUUGGAGGCGUUUGGUAUGGACCGUGAGGCAGCUUUGGAUGGUCCUAUAGAGGAGAUAGCCAAGACUGAAGUCAAAGAAGCUGAGGCAUUGCUUAGCGGUUUGGGUAUUAUGGAACCAUUUACGGCCAGGCAUUCUGCACAUGGGAUAUUCUGUAGCAGGACUUUAAAUUUCCGGUCAAUUAGUGCCAUCGGUUAUGAUAUGGAUUACACAUUGAUUCACUAUAAUGUGAUGGCAUGGGAAGGGCGUGCAUACGACUAUGGUAUGGCCAAUCUUGAAAGUAUGGGAUUCCCGGUAGAUGAUCUUAAAUUUGAUCCUAACUUGGUAUGUUUGAAAGGGCAUGUUAAAGAGAUGGUUGACAGGUUAGAUGAAGGAACCAUGCCUGCAAUACUUGGACCACUUGAUUAUAAGGGGCUUUUUAAGGCAGUUUCUAAAGCUUUGUUCAGAGCACACGUAGAAGGCCAGCUUAAGAGGGAGAUAAUGGCUGAGCCAGAGAGAUUUGUUGAACCAGAUCAUGAAAUUCCAUUGGCACUUUUAGAUCAAAAGGAGGCUGGAAAAAAGUUGCUGCUAAUCACAAACUCUGAUUACCAUUACACAAACAAAAUGAUGCACUAUGCAUUCAAUAGGUUUCUCCCUAAUGACAUGGGAUGGCGAGAUCUGUUUGAUAUGGUUAUAGUCUCUGCCAGGAAACCUGAAUUUUUCCAGAUGUCACACCCCUUAUAUGAAGUUGUCACUGCUGAUGGAUUAAUGCGUCCAUGUUUCAAGGCACAUUCAGCAGGAGGCUUGUAUUCAGGCGGCAGUGCGCAGAUUGUAGAGAAGUCCCUAGGUUUUCAAGGUGAUGAGAUUUUAUAUGUUGGUGAUCACAUUUUCACGGAUGUAAGCCAAUCCAAAGUUCAUCUGCGAUGGAGGACGGCAUUAAUAUGUCGAGAGCUGGAAGACGAGUUUAAUGCUCUAGUUUAUAGCCGUGAUCACAGAAAAGCGUUGAUUAAGCUUGUACAUCAGAAGGAUGUUGUGGGGGAUUUGUUUAAUCAGCUACGUCUUGCACUGCAACGAAGAUCUAAAGAUCGUCCAGCACAGACUCUAGCAGCGACAAAAAUGGCUGACCAUGAACUCACGGAGAACAUGCAAAAGCUGCUUAUAGUCAUGCAAAGGCUUGAUCAGAAAAUUGGACCCAUGUUAGAGGCGGAUGGUGAAUACUUCAAUAAAAGGUGGGGAUAUAUAUCACGUGCUGGUUUGUGGGAUAAAAGUCACCUUACAAGACAAAUUGAGAAGUAUGCUGACAUAUACACAUCUAGGGUCUCUAACUUUCUUCAUUAUACUCCCUUCAUGUAUUUUUGUUCACAGGAGCAGACAAUAGCGCAUGACUUAUACUCGUAUACAUCUAAUAGGAUUGGAAACCAUGAUUUAUAGCUAAACUUCAUCUCUCUUAAGAGUGGCUGCUCAAGAGUUUGUCAGAAUGAGGACCAAUCUAUAGCUUUUCGUGUAAUUGCUAUAUAGUUAUGGUUUUAGUGUAUAUUCUCUGUAAAUUAAAAUUUUGCAGUUUCUGAUUUUUCUUUUCCAUUUACUGCGUAGAGCAAAAUAUAGUCAUUUAAGUGUUUAGAGUUUUUCAUGGUAGAUUUUUGAACAGCUUCAUUUUCUUUUGGAAUGUGUUUGUUGAUGCUUAUUUACAGUUCUUGUAAAUUAUUGAGAAAAAGAACUAAGCCUGUAGCCACAAAACACUGAUCUAAUAGAUGUUA
Molecule: messenger RNA, 2395 nt
Organism: Phalaenopsis equestris
Lineage: Eukaryota; Viridiplantae; Streptophyta; Magnoliopsida; Asparagales; Orchidaceae
Product: cytosolic purine 5'-nucleotidase
Exons: 17
Coding region: 399-2069 (556 amino acids)
Molecular function (GO): 5'-nucleotidase activity
Source: RefSeq, a predicted model, not a curated record